AUGGGCUGCCAGGCGUUGUCGGGUGGUGCUCUGGCCUCCGGCAAUGUGCCUGCCAUCGUCAAUACGGUGCCUGCUCGCCCCGGUGUGCCGGCCCACUUCAAGGUGACGCUCGAGACCCCCGAUGGCACGCAAUCUUUCGAAUGCCCUGAGGACGUGUACAUUCUGGAUCAGGCUGAGGAGGAGGGUUUGGAGCUGCCCUACUCCUGCCGCGCGGGCUCCUGCUCAAGCUGCGCUGGCAAGGUCCUUGAGGGCGAGAUUGACCAGAGCGAUCAGGCCUUCUUGGACGACGACCAGAUGGGCGAGGGCUUUUGCUUGACCUGCGUGACGUAUGCCACCUCCGACGCUGUGCCUCAUGUGCGGUCUCAGGCUUGCCAGACAGACCUCCAAGCCGAGCAGGUGAUGCGGCUGGAAGCCGCGCGAGCUGAUCUUUCGAACAGACGGCGUUUGGAGCAGGAAGGUACCCUGGCGAAGCGCGAAGCACAGCUGGAGGCGAAGCGCAAGCUCGUGGAGAAGGCCAGGGCGGAACUCGCCGAGGCGCAGCGGGCGCAGCGGAUGCAGCGAAGAAAGCAGGCGCAGGAGAUCGCCAAUCUCGAGGACAGCGUGCGAAGCGCUGAGGAGAAACGCUCUGUUCCACUGAGCGAGGAGGAGAAAGAAAUUCAGGGGCUGCGCAACGAGCUGCAGACCCUCACAGAGGAGAAUCAGUCCAUGUUUGAGGCUGUGAAAUGGGUUCGUGAAGAGGAGGCCAACACCAAGAAUGAGAUUGAGGCGGCAGAGGCAGACGUGAUCCAUCUCCAGGAUGCGCUGCGAGACGCACAGGAGGAGACGCUGGCCAUCCAGCGGAAGCUCGCCCUUUUGAGCAAGAGCCACCAGGAGCUCGAGGCAUUGCCGCCCAUGCGGACGGAGAAGGCCGCAACUGUGGCAGGGGCCCUUAGGUCCUACUACGAGGCCUUCGGCGAGACCACGGAUGGGCUCGACGAUUCGACGGGCGAGUCUGAGCCGGUGAGCGACUGGGCGACCGGGGCCCGCAAGUGGAAAGGCCCGACCGAGAGUGCCUACAACUUUUCCAGUGACAGGGACACUGGGAAGGAGACGAGUGACGACGACUCUCGACCGUUCAGGGAGCAGCUGGAAGCCAAGCGGCCGCUACAAGGCGGCUGGGACGAGAACUGGUCUUGGAAAACGCCUUCCGAAGGCGGCCAGGAUCCUGAAUGGAGCACGCUUUGCACCAGCGCGUGCCUCUUUCGCGAGAACGGCACGGACGACGGCUUGGCGUACCGCGGCGACGUGGACCAGGAGGACCCGAAGGGCCAGGUGAAGGUCGCCGGCGAAGGGCGCAAGGGCACCAAAGUGAGUAACACCUACCCGCCAGCCUUUCGUGGGGAAGGGGACCAGCUAUCGGAGGAGUUGAUUGGACCGAGGAUCAUGGUCCAACUCAAGGACGUGAACGGCACGGACGGCAAGGACAAGAUCUUCAAGGCCCUGGAGAGAGCCCCGAUCAUCCGCCAGCUGGACAAGCACCGGGUGGACGAGCAUAGGCUCACCAAGAGGGACCGGGCCAUGAUCAAGACCAAGGCCGGGACGGAUGUGGACGAGGAGUUGGUCACCAAUGCCAUGAUUGACCUGGCCUCGGAGCCUGAAGGGGAGAAUGGAACGUUCACGGCCGAGAGCUACGGUGAGACGAUCCCGGAGGAAGAUGAGUCCGGGGAAGACGGCGAGCUCGGCGAGCUAGGGGAGCUUCCUCCUGAACUGGCCCACUUGGAGAACGAGGCCUUCGGGGUGCAGUACAAGGCAAAGCAACGCAUCGCCGAGGUGAAGAAGAUGAGGCAGUUCUUCAAGAAGCCGGACGGCGGGGCGGACAAGGAGGAGAGGAAGCGGCUGAUUGCCGAGCAGAUGAAAGUUCGCCCCUGCCAUGCGUGCGGUCAGCUGGGGCAUUGGUCGCGAGAAUGCCCCACCAACGGAAAGAAUGUUCAGGCAGUCUUGGCGACGCGGUCCUCCAAGAUGCCCGCCUCAGCCGUGAACACCACAGCUCCCGACAACAGCGAUCUCCUUGCGGCUCUCUACCAAGGAAGCCGAGUUUCGCAGCGAGGGGCCUCCGAAGAUGCGGCAUAUAAGGGGGCUACGCACCGGGUGUUUUCUGUUGACUUGGAUCUGAGGGAGGUCAUGUGGUCACUCAAGGAGCUAGCGUACAAGGUGAUCCUCGAUUUGGGGUGUAUGAGGUCGGUGGCUGGGGUUCAGUGGGUCAAUGAAGUACUACAUCGAUGGCAUAACGAGGGAUGUUGGUACAGCAUUGAGAAAGAGUGUGAGGCGUUCAAGUUUGGAGGUGGCGAGGUCUUGAACAGCAAGUACCGUUUGUCCUUUGUGGGCUUCUUUGCAGGCAAUUUUUAUCUACGGCUUCAGCAUAGUGGAGGGGAAGUGUCCGCCGUUGUUUUCACGUUCGGGAUGUUCUCAGCUUGGAGCCGGAGUGCUCCGACAAUGGCCGCCGGCGGUGUCCCGCUAUGCAAGCUUUGCCACAGCCCCGACCACAAGACCAAGGAGUGCCCGACCAUCGAGGAAUCGGACGGGGACUUCAAGAAGGUGGACGCCAUCAUGGUGGACUCGCCUCCGGAAGGGGAGCUUCCUCGGAGGAAAGCGGGCCCUCGACCUCAGACCGCGACGGUGAAGGGCCGACGUGCGUCGCACACUCCAGCCACGGCUUCGACGGCGGCAACGAGUCCUUUGGAGGCCACCGGCUUGACAGCGGACGAGGUGGCCCUCGCCAAAGCCAAAACGGCCCAGAACAGGAGAAAGGCCUUGACCGGAGUGAACCAGCAAUGCCUGGAGCUACGAGCCUGCAUACAACGUGACGGCGUCUAUGGCAAGUCGGAUGAGAGCUUACCUGUGGAAGAAAUUGUUAUGGCUGUUAUGGCAAAUCAGAGCCAAGCGUGCCAUAGAAGCCGACGGAGACAAGAGGUGGAAAAGGAAUCCAAGGUGGUUGAGUCACCUCUUUGCCAAGGAGAUCGGAAGCUUUUGGGGCCAUCUAGGCUCGAUGAGGCAGCCCUGAGCUCACGACGUCACCUCGAGGAUGAUGAGCUCUGGAAGGGCGGCGCCGUGGUUCAGGGUCGUUUCGUUGUGCUGGUACAGCCCGCCGGCUCCGAGGCCCUGGCGCUUAGUUACAUGUUGGAGCGGGAGGCCGUGUGUCGGGCCACGGUGUGCAUGUGUGCCUUUGGCUUGAAGGACCCGGAGAACGGCAAGCCCUAUCAGUAUAAGGCCGCGGUGGAUGUCAACGACGGCAACCUGGCCAAGGAACUCAUGCUGAAGGCCCACUGCACGCACAAGCCAGCUGAGCACCAGCCCUUCGAGGAACUACGUUGCAUGGUCCGAGGCAACCCAGCCCGGCGAGGAAUGGUCGCUGUGCCACGCGACCCUUGGAACUAUGUGGGAGACGGCUCCGGUGAGUAG
Messenger RNA from Symbiodinium sp. CCMP2456, 3438 nucleotides. The record is from the annotation of a GenBank genome assembly. NCBI's taxonomy places the organism in Eukaryota, Dinophyceae, Suessiales, Symbiodiniaceae.